AAUCACCAAUCCGCCGGUGACCAUCCCGAUUUCAUUGCCUCAUAUAUUCAAUCAGAGCUGGCCAAGGGCCGCUACACUGGACCGUUUUCUCCUGACCGCUUGGAGCAGAUCAUAGGUUUCUUUUGCACCGGUCCUCUGGGGGUCAUCCCCAAGCCGGGUUCCUCUAAAUUUCACCUCGUUCAAGACCAU
This is a messenger RNA of Suillus clintonianus, 189 nucleotides long. RefSeq lists its product as uncharacterized. NCBI's taxonomy places the organism in Eukaryota, Fungi, Basidiomycota, Agaricomycetes, Boletales, Suillaceae. The annotation marks the transcript as partial. The record is from RefSeq and is a predicted model, not a curated record. The transcript has a single exon.